Molecule: messenger RNA, 239 nt
Organism: Racocetra fulgida
Lineage: Eukaryota; Fungi; Glomeromycota; Glomeromycetes; Diversisporales; Gigasporaceae
Source: the annotation of a GenBank genome assembly
UAGUAGCAGGAAGACGUUUAGCACCUCCAGUAGUAGCAGGAAGACGUUUAGCACCUCCAGUAGUAGCAGGAAGACGUUUAGCACCUCCAGUAGUAGGAGGAGGACGUUUAGAACUUUGUGCAGAGGUAGAGAGGACGUUUGCUAAUAAUAGCAAAAGAGCCACUGACAAUGAUUUAAACCUCAUUUUUGAAAGGUUUGUAAAGAGGAGGAACGGAAUUAAUGAUAGUAUGGGAGCUUGA